Molecule: messenger RNA, 2847 nt
Organism: Megalobrama amblycephala (Wuchang bream)
Lineage: Eukaryota; Metazoa; Chordata; Actinopteri; Cypriniformes; Xenocyprididae
Gene: plod1a
Product: procollagen-lysine, 2-oxoglutarate 5-dioxygenase 1a
Exons: 19
Coding region: 153-2348 (731 amino acids)
Biological process (GO): peptidyl-lysine hydroxylation
Cellular component (GO): endoplasmic reticulum
Molecular function (GO): iron ion binding; procollagen-lysine 5-dioxygenase activity; L-ascorbic acid binding
Source: RefSeq, a predicted model, not a curated record
GUCAGGGAUCGAGGGGUGGGGAAAGGCACUGAGGCAGAAGUGGGCAGGCUGUGUUUGUACGGGAAUAUAACUAACUUUCCCUCGAGGAAAGGCCUUAUUUCAUCAGUCGCCGUUAGGCUACUGUCGCGGUCUGAAGAUUAACGGAACCGAACAUGAGAGAAGUUUUGAUCUUUCUCGUGUUUUUGUUUGCGACCUUUUCUCCGCUUCACUGCAAUCAGCAGCAGGGCUUGAUCCCCGAGGGAGAUCUUCUAGUGCUGACUGUAGCCACGCAGGAGACUGAUGGCUUCAGACGUUUUAUGAGAUCCGCAAAACUCUUCAAUUACACCAUCAAGGUUCUCGGAAGGGGGGAAACAUGGAAAGGUGGAGAUUACAUGUCGCCUCCAGGUGGAGGGCAGAAAGUGCGCCUGCUGAAGUCUGCUCUGGAGGACAUACAUGAGGAGAACAAAGUCAUUCUUUUUGUGGAGAGCUAUGAUGUAAUCUUUUCUUCUGGUCCAAAAGAGCUGCUGAAGAAGUUUCAGCAGGCCAAACACAAAGUUGUGUUUUCUGCCGAGACGCUCAUCUGGCCAGACCGUCACCUGGAAGACAAACAUCCUCAUGUCAGGGAAGGGAAGAGGUUCCUUGGAGCAGGAGGCUUCAUUGGUUAUGCACCCAACCUUAAAGAGAUGCUUUCUGACUGGUCAGGAGCAGAUAGUGACAGCGACCAACUCUUUUUCACCAAGAUAUAUAUCAACCCAGAGAAAAGAAAGUCCAUAAAUAUAACUCUGGACAACAAGUGCAGAUUGUUCCAGAAUCUUCAUGGAGCUCUGGAUGAAGUCGUGCUGAAGUUUGAAGAUGGACGUGUGCGAGCCAGAAAUGUCCUUUAUGACACUCUACCCGUUAUUAUACAUGGCAACGGACCCACCAAACUUCAGAUAAACUACCUAGGGAACUAUAUCCCAAAUCUGUGGACAUUUGAGACUGGCUGCAAAAUUUCUAAUGAGGAUCUGCGUCCGCUUUCUGGACUCCAGGAGAGUGAAUAUCCUGUUGUGGUCAUUGGGGUCUUCAUCCAGCAGGCCACCCCCUUCGUCACUGUGUUCUUUGAGCGCUUACUUAACCUCAAAUACCCCAAAAACCGGCUCAGAUUAUUCAUUUAUAAUCAGGAAUCACACCACGAACAACAAGUGCUUACAUUUCUAAAGCAUCAUGAGUCUGAAUAUCAGGGUGUGAAGCUGAUUGGACCAGAGGAGGAUAUAGAUCCUGUGACCUCACGUAAUAUUGGCUUCGAUAUGUGUCGAGACGACAUUGACUGUGAGUACUUCUUCAGCAUAGACGUGGAUGUGGUUUUAAAGAAUGAAGACACACUUAAAAUCCUAAUUGAGCUCAAUAAGCCUUUCAUUGCACCAAUGAUGACCAAACCUGGGCGACUGUGGACAAACUUCUGGGGUGCGCUCAGUGCAGAUGGGUACUACGCCAGGUCAGAGGAUUACGUGGACAUAGUUCAAGGACGCCGCAUGGGUUUGUGGAAUGUGCCAUACGUCUCUAACAUAUUCCUGGUAAAAGCGGAUACAUUGAGGACUGACCUCAAAGCUCCUGACCUGUUUGAAUCCGCAACGCUUGAUCCAGAUAUGGCCUUCUGCGCCAACGUUCGGAACAAGGGCAUCUUCAUGUUUGUAACAAAUAUGCACACUUUCGGUCGAGUUUUAUCAACUGACAAUUACCAGACAAAUCACUUGCACAAUGAUCUCUGGCAGAUCUUUGAAAAUCCUGUGGAAUGGGAGGAAAGAUACAUUCAUGAGAAUUAUUCCAAAAUUUUGAGAGAUGGACUUAUAGAAACUCCGUGCCCUGAUGUGUACUGGUUCCCUAUUUUCACCGACGUGGGCUGCAAUCAUCUUGUUGAAGAAAUGGAAAAUUUUGGCCAGUGGUCAGGAGGUGGAAAUGUGGACACCAGGAUCCAAGGUGGAUAUGAAAACGUCCCCACAAUUGAUAUCCACAUGAAUCAAGUGGGCUAUGAAAAAGAAUGGCAAAAGUUCCUUUUGGAUUAUAUAGCGCCUGUCACCGAGAAAAUGUUUCCAGGGUACUACACAAGGGCCCAGUUUGAUCUGGCAUUUGUAGUUCGUUAUAAACCUGAUGAACAGCCUUCGUUAAGACCACAUCAUGACGCUUCCACUUUCACUAUUAAUAUAGCUCUCAAUCAAGUGGGGAUUGAUUAUCAGGGUGGCGGCUGUCGUUUCUUGAGGUAUGACUGCUCCAUUAAAGCUCCCAGGAAGGGCUGGGCGCUCAUGCACCCUGGACGCCUCACUCACUACCAUGAGGGUCUGCCCACCGUAGAGGGGGUUAGAUACAUCGCUGUCUCAUUUGUGGAUCCUUGAACUUCUUUUAUUGGAAUCUUGAAUUUGCUUGGAAUUCAGAAGACUCUUGAGUGCAUAGUCCCACUGGAGGCUAGAAAAAUAAUCAGCAAGAACAUUUUGACGCAGUGCCUUACACUGUGAAUGUGUCAGUGUGUAUAUAUAUUUCCACAUUUUUUGUAACAUAAAGGCAUCUUUUGAUAAUGAUCGAUGAAUGUUGAAAGCAGUUUGACAGAUCACUAUGCAAUGUCAUUUAUAUGUAGUGGCAUUUUACUCAUUUAUUUAUUACCAUUUAUUGAAGGGAGUAUUCCAUACAGACGAUGUGGAUUUCAAUAAUUUAUCUGUCCUUGCUUUGACAUUCACAGGAGUUGUUUUCUUUAUUGAUGCCCUUCAAGCAAUUGGUGCUGCUGUUUGAAAACAGUCUGACAUAUGGUUUGCUUAAUGUCGCUUGUUCUUGUCGUGUUUAUAAAUCAGUCAUGCCAUAAUUUUUUGGAAGAAAACACAAUAAAAACGAGAAAAAAUU